CAUAAAUUGACAGUGAUAGUUUUGGGAGCAACAGUAAAAUGUGCUUUUAUACAACUCUUUAGUGAUUUUUUUGGUAAAAAAUGUUUUGUAAAAUGCUCAGUGCAUCUUCAGAGUAUCUUCAAAUUACCUAUUAAAAAAUAACCCGCCAAUAGAUGCCGUUAUGUAGUUACAUUUUGUGUAAACAUACGAUUCUGCAAAGAAAUUUUUUUUCUUCUUGCCUGGUCAUCUACUGUGGUGGUCCUGUGUUGAAGUCCUAAAUUUCUUUAUCAAUUUUUAAGUAAUUAUAAUUUUUUGGUUUAACAAUUUCAUCUCUCUUUUUCGUCUCUAGUUUAUAAAUAUCCUUCCAAUAGAUGCCAUAACAUAGUUACAUUUUAUGUGUGGUUGAUAAUAAUAUUACUCUGCAAUUUGUGCGUGUGUGUGCGCGCGUGCACAUCAGUCAGUGAUGAUCCAGAAAAAACAUUUGUUUGUCAAUUUUAAGUAGUUAUUUUUUUGGUUUAGCAAUUCCAUCUUCCUUUUUCCUUUCUAGUUUCUAAAGGUCUUAUGUCUCUUUUCUUUAUGCUUUCCUUUUCAGUUACAUUUCUUCAGAAUACUGUAUUUGCACCUGUACUUCGCAUUCAACCAAAUCCACAUGUAGCUGCUGAAGCUGAGAAAAUUUUGUCCUCAUCUCUUGAAAAGAUUGAGACAUUUUGGCUCAAGGAAAAUGAGCAGUUUUUGCUGGGAAACACCCAGCCAUCUAUGGCAGAUCUCAGCUUGGUUUGUGAAAUUAUGCAACUAGAGGUUUUGGAUGAGGAGGAUCGCAAUCGAAUAUUAGGCCCACACAAGAAAGUUCAGCAGUGGAUCGAAGAUACAAAGCUCGCAACAAGACCUCAUUUUGAGGAAAUUCACAGACUCCUCUUUGAAGUCAAAGCAAACCUACAAGAGCAGCGGUUGUUGGGAGCUAAUACUGAGACAGAGUCUGGCUUAUAAAAUGCAUUGCGGUCCAAGAUGUGAAAACACUGUUGCGUUUAUAUGUUAUAAAUCUGUAAUAUUCCCUUGGAGUGCCCUAUUGCUAUCACAUUGUGAUAUCAAAAUGAGGACAGGC
Molecule: messenger RNA, 1081 nt
Organism: Camellia sinensis
Lineage: Eukaryota; Viridiplantae; Streptophyta; Magnoliopsida; Ericales; Theaceae
Source: RefSeq, a predicted model, not a curated record